This is a messenger RNA of Peromyscus leucopus (white-footed mouse), 1404 nucleotides long. RefSeq names its product fructose-2,6-bisphosphatase TIGAR-like. Gene Ontology annotation, biological process: regulation of pentose-phosphate shunt; positive regulation of DNA repair; negative regulation of programmed cell death. Gene Ontology annotation, molecular function: fructose-2,6-bisphosphate 2-phosphatase activity. The transcript is spliced from 2 exons. Gene Ontology annotation, cellular component: cytosol. The record is from RefSeq and is a predicted model, not a curated record. Lineage: Eukaryota; Metazoa; Chordata; Mammalia; Rodentia; Cricetidae. Bases 83 to 889 code for a protein of 268 amino acids.
AAAAGGGGGGUCUGGCAGUGCCGGCGCAGAGUGGUGCAGGCGAGCGGGGUCGUGGCUCCUGCGCCUUGGGUUCCCAGCCAAGAUGCCGCGCUUCGCCUUGACCAUCAUCCGCCAUGGCGAAACAAGAUUUAAUAAGGAGAAAAUCAUUCAAGGCCAAGGAGUAGAUGAGCCCCUUUCCGAGACUGGGUUUAGGCAAGCAGCCACCACUGGUCGGUUUCUGAACAACGUGCAGUUUACGCACGCUUUCUCCAGUGAUCUCACGAGGACUAAGCAGACCAUACAUGGCAUUUUGGAGCAAAGCAGAUUUUGCAAGGACAUGACUGUGAAGUAUGACUCCAGACUCCGAGAAAGGAAGUAUGGGGUCGUGGAGGGCAAGCCUCUAAGCGAGAUGCGGGCCAUGGCCAAAGCCGCUGGCGAAGAGUGUCCCAUGUUUACUCCACCCGGAGGAGAGACAUUAGAGCAGGUGAAAAUGCGUGCAAAGGAUUUCUUUGAUUUUAUUUGUCAGCUAAUCCUGGGCGAGACAGGCCCGAGAGAAGGCUGCUUCCCCGGAGCUCCAGGCAGCCGUCUGGAGAGCUGUUUGGUGGAGGCCUUCCCCGUAGGAAAACGUGGCAGUUUGGAGUUGUGUCCUGAUGGUGGCACCCCUGGCCUAGUAGCCAGCAUCUUAGUUGUGAGCCACGGAGCUUACAUGAGAAGCCUCUUUGGAUACCUUCUGAGUGACCUCAAAUGCUCAUUGCCAGCAACACUCGGCAAAUUGGAACUCUCGUCAGUCACUCCCAAUACUGGGAUUAGUGUCUUUUUCAUAGACUGUGAGGAAGGAUGUGAACCAGCAAUUCAGUGUAUUUGCAUGAACUUCCAUGAGCAUCUAAACGGAGUGACCGAAAAGCGUUAACCUACACUCUGAAGCCUCUGCAGGGAGUGCCUUGGACUGUUGCAAUGUGUCCUCUGCUCCUGCUGUUUUAGAAGCAGUUAAGAAUCCUCGUGAUAAAGACCCACUGGGGCCCUGGCUGUAUCAGAUGGUACCACUACCCAAACCCACCCAAAAUCAACCUGGUUUUUUCUGAGUGCACUCGCCAUUUUCUACAGUAAUUUCGCCACUCUGUUCCAUUAUGUUUCUUAAUUAUUAACGUAUGGGGACAUCCAGCACUGCACAUUGGGGGAUUAGUGGCCUUCUUCCCACAGUCCGUAGUUCAUCGAUCUUUUUGAUGUCUAGAUGACGGCGUUGGCUUUGGAAGAUAACUGUGUGCUUUUUCAGUAGCGUAUCAAGUGCUGGCAGGAAAGAAUGGUUUGUAUAAUUCACUGUAUUUGCAGUGACUUUGUUGGAGUCCAGAGGCCUUUAAACUGAAACUUAUGUCUUCAGUGUGUGUAACAUGACAUGACAAAACACUAAAGCAUCUUUCAUAGAAA